Molecule: messenger RNA, 2185 nt
Organism: Rhinichthys klamathensis goyatoka
Lineage: Eukaryota; Metazoa; Chordata; Actinopteri; Cypriniformes; Leuciscidae
Gene: akap17a
Product: A kinase (PRKA) anchor protein 17A
Exons: 5
Coding region: 67-1965 (632 amino acids)
Molecular function (GO): nucleic acid binding
Source: RefSeq, a predicted model, not a curated record
CGUAUGCGGAAGCUGUAAACAUCAUGUCCGUUUGUUUCAACUGUGAGCGGACUGCUGUUGUUAUUCAUGCUUCAGUCCGAACAAUUCAGAAAGUGUUCAUCUGAAGCGUCCAUGAUGACGUCGAUAGUCACCGACACCGCGGAGGCCGUGGAUCUGUGUCCGGAGAACAACCUCUACCUGAAGCCCAUCGCCAAGAUGACCAUCAGCGUCGCUCUUCCUCACCUUAAGAUGCCGGGGAAGUCCAUCUCCAACUGGGAGGUGAUGGAGAGGCUGAAGUCUAUGGCUCAUCCGGACCAGUUUUCCUCGCUCCGAAUCUCCAAGAGCACCAUGGACUUCAUCCGCUUCGAGGGCGAAGUGGAGAACAGGAGCGUCGUGAAGCGAAUCCUGAGCAAACUCGAGGGGAAAAGCAUCAAGCUGAGCGGAUUCACGGACGUCCUGAAGGUGCGCACAGCCGAGAACAAAACCGAUUUCCCGACACGCCACGAUUGGGAUUCGUUUUUCCGGGACGCCAAGGACAUGAACGAGACUGUGCCGGGGGAACGUCCCGAUACCGUUCAUCUCGAAGGCCUUCCUUGUAAAUGGUUCGCCCAGAAGGACGGCUCUCCCGAUAAGCCUUCGGAAGCGACGCUUAAAACCGUCUUCGAGCGGUUCGGAAAGAUUCGUAACGUCGACAUUCCCAUGCUGGAUCCCUACCGGGAAGAGAUGACCGGGAAGAACUUCAACACGUUCUCGUUCGGAGGGCACUUGAACUUUGAGGGGUACGUGCAGUAUCUGGAUCACACGGGGUUCGUGAAGGCCAUGGACUCUCUGAGAGGGAUGAAGCUGAUGCUGAAGGGGGAUGAUGGGAAAGCCGUGGCCUGCAGUAUUAAGGUGACCUUUGACACGACGAAACACCUGAGUGAUUCCUCGCUGAGGAAGCGACAGCAGGAGCGACUGAAACUGCAGGAGCUCGAGAAACAGCGAGAGGAGCAGAAACGCAGAGAGAAGGAGGAAGAGGAGCGGCGGAAGGAGGACGAGAGGAAACAGCGUGAGCAGGAGGAGCAGGAGAAGGAGAGAAAGAGGGAGGAGAAACUGCGCAAACGAGAGCAGAAGAUCAAGGAGAAAGAGGAGAAGAAGAACCAGAAGAAGAUGAAGAAGCAGCAGGAGGAAGAACAGAAGAAGCUCCAGCAGAAGAUCGUGAUGGAGGAGAGGAAACUCUUGCUGGCUCAGAGGAACCUGGAGUCCAUCCGGCUCAUCGCGGAGUUACUGAGCCGAGCAAAGAGCCUGAAGCAGCAGCAGCAGGAGCAGCAGAAGGCGGAGCAGGAGCGUCUCCAUCAGCUGGAGGAGAGCAGACGACAGCAGGAGGAGGAGCUGAGGCGCGUCGAGGCCGAGAAGAAGCGAACGCUCGAGCUCCAGAGGAAAGAGCGUGAGCUGCGGGACCGACUCCUGGGAAACCUGCUGAAGAAGAGCACCAACACCGACGAGAACGAGAUCGAGAGCGCUCCCGCCAUCGACCUGGACCUGCAGAUCUGUCACGCGCAGGUCAACGGCGACGAGAUCAAGCCGGACAACCAGGACAGCAAACCAAAGAAACCGGAGAGCGUGGAGGAACGAGCAGACGGAGAGAGACGGGAGCGAAGGAAUCAUACACGACGUCACGGGAGGCGGAGUCAGAGUCGUGGGAGGCGGAGUCACAGCAGCGGGAAGCGGAGUCAGAGUCGCGGGAGGCGGAGUCAUAGCAACGGUACGCGGAGUCACAGCAACGGGAGGCGGAGUCACAGUCCCGGGAGGCGGAGUCACAGUCCCGGGAGGCGGAGUCACAGUCGUAACGGGCGGAGCCGCCGAGCCACGAGACACCGGCGCCACCGGGCGAGGAAGGACAGUCACGGGCCGAGCAGCAGCAAGAGUCACAGCAGCAACAGCAGGAGCCGCUCGUCCAGUCGAGGACGCCGCCGACACUCGCAUCACCGAUCCAGACGACACUGAGAGAAGAUAAAGCUGCUGUGCGAGGCGAAACACGUCCUGGUCACGUUCAACACACCAAUACAAGGGAAAAUAAGAAAUUGUCUUUUGCAUAAAGUAAAAUGAGGCCUGCUUUUUAGGAUCAGUAAGAUUUCAUUAAUUUUUCCUCAACAAAUUAUAUUUUUCAUAACAAAUAUGAAGCCUGUUUUAGGAUAAAUAAGAUUUUAUUUUUUCAUUUUCUUUC